AACACUUGAACGCGUCUUACCUGCAAGAUCAUGAACUUUUUAGCAUUGACCUCAACGCAGCAGAUACAGGAGUGCAACCGAAGCAGAAUCUUCCACGUGCAGCGGCCACAUCUGGGCAAGAGAGGAAGGACUGUAAUUGCUAA
This is a messenger RNA of Strongylus vulgaris, 143 nucleotides long. Lineage: Eukaryota; Metazoa; Nematoda; Chromadorea; Rhabditida; Strongylidae. The record is from the annotation of a GenBank genome assembly.